CAGUGUGACAGGCGGAUCUGAGUCCCUGCCAUGGACCCGCAGAAAGAGGCGCGAACACCCGGGGACCCGGUCGCGCGGCCGCCGGCCUCGAGGUCUCCGACGCCUAUCGAGGAGGAGCGGUGGGAGGGCGGCGCAGGGCCGGCGGCGGCUGCCCUGGAGGAGGAGGCGGACCGGGCCAGUGCCGACGGGCUGUGGGAGCUGCCGGUGGAGCCAGCCGAGCGCAGGCCCGAGUGCAGCCGCUGCAGCCGGCCUCAGAAAGUGUGUUUAUGUCCAUUUCUACCAGUGCAUCCUCUGCACAUCUCUACCCACUUGUACAUAAUUCAGCAUCCAGCAGAGGAAAGCAAAGUGUUGCGGACAGUUCCUCUACUGGCAGCAUGCCUCCCCCGGGACAGGUGUAAAGUCAAGAUUGGUCGUCGUUUUAGUGAAGAAAGAGAUCCUGAACUUUCAACUGUUUGUCGGAAGUCUGGUACAUUAAUAUUAUAUCCAGGGGCUGAAGCUGCUAAUUUGGAAGAUUUUAUAUUAGAUUCUCCUAUUUAUCCUUCCACAAUUAUCAUCAUCGAUGGUACAUGGAGCCAGGCUAAGGACAUUUUCUAUAAGAAUUCCUUGUUCCGACUGCCCAAACAGGUGCAAUUAAAAACGAGCAUUUCUAGUCAGUAUGUAAUUCGGACACAACCAACUAAUAGGUGCCUGUCCACCCUGGAGUGUGCGGCUGUUGCUCUUUCCAUCUUAGAGAAAAAUAGUUACAUACAAGAGACUUUGCUUCGGCCUCUUCAAGCUUUAUGCUCUUUCCAGCUUCAGCAUGGUGCUCAAAUUCGCCUCAGCAAGGAACACCUUCUGAAAAAUGGACUAUAUCCUAAGCCAAUGCCAAAGAACAAACGCAAACUCCGGAAAAUGGAGCUGUUAAUGAACAGUGUUAAAAUUUAGCACAUGUGUUCUUUCGGGGCUGUUUAUGGUGUCUUCCACCAACAGUACCAGGUUAGGUUUUCAUACAACUUAAAUCUGUAGGUUUUCUGACUGUUUAAAGAAUGAGGGUUGCAUAAGAAGGACGUAAAUCAAAUAGCCAUAAAAGCAAACAAACAAAAAUUAUACCGACUCAGUAAAAAGCAAGAUUUUAUACUGUAUUUACUUUUAAAAAUGUGCCUCUAAUACAUUUUUUUUCAAAUCCAUAAUAUCAAAUGGGGUUAGUUUUUGAGCUGGGUUAGAAGUGCUUAUUUUAAAAUGGAAGGAAAUUGUUGUGCCUGUUUGGGACAGUAAUG
Molecule: messenger RNA, 1256 nt
Organism: Molossus molossus (Pallas's mastiff bat)
Lineage: Eukaryota; Metazoa; Chordata; Mammalia; Chiroptera; Molossidae
Gene: DTWD2
Product: DTW domain containing 2
Exons: 6
Coding region: 31-924 (297 amino acids)
Source: RefSeq, a predicted model, not a curated record